Molecule: messenger RNA, 1287 nt
Organism: Trichogramma pretiosum
Lineage: Eukaryota; Metazoa; Arthropoda; Insecta; Hymenoptera; Trichogrammatidae
Exons: 4
Coding region: 306-1028 (240 amino acids)
Source: RefSeq, a predicted model, not a curated record
CACGACUUUUUAUGCCGGAGCUAUGUGCCGUGAUCGAGCGACGAAUCAAUCAGAUAAUUGCUCGCUGGCAGAACUGCAAGAGACAAAGCGAUAAGUUUAUCGUUCUUUAGCGCGCCAGUUUGUCCGUUGAUACUGCCUAAACACGAGCUCGAUAACGCGUCCCGGGAGUAGCUACUUUCUUUGCCCCGUACGACGCUUUGUUAUUCUUCGACGAGAGAAGCGAACGAGUCGCGCGUUCAUGCCACAAACUGUGCCGCACGCUUGCUACAUCUUUUAUACAAAAGUUAACCCAAAGUGUCGAGUAGAUGAAAAUGCUCUGGACUGUUUUGGUGCUGAUCUGCUUGGCACCUCUGAUUUUUGCGUCCUCCUGCAAUAUAGAUCCUUCCAACGGCACUCAAGACGACUAUGCUGUUUGCCACUGGACCAAUUCCACCGAGGAGCUUCCAUUCGAAGCGAGUAAAUUUUUUCAGGCAACGAGAUCCUUCAAGCGUACAACGCUGUUCGACACGUCGUGUAACAAGAACACCGGCAUAGACUGCCGCUCGUCGAACGACCAGUGCAACGCCACGAUCGCCUUCUCCGAGUGCUGGAACGAUUUUUGUCACUGCCACGAGGACCGGCACUACGUCAGAUCGGAAAAACAAUGCCGAGUCACGAGGCGCUACAACGAGACCUGCGGCAAUGAUCUCGAUUGCGCCUGCCACCCGAGAUCCGAAAUGUUCUGCGAUAUCAGCAGCGGCAGGUACAGGUGCAACUGCAAAGAAUCGUCCAGACCCAGCGAAGACCAGCUAUUUUGCAUCCAGAAACAAGCGCGUUUGCACACCAUGUGCGACUUGCACGAAGAUUGCGGAACAUUUCACUCUUUGUGCAAGGACAACUUGUGCCAGUGUCAGCAAAAUUAUAUCCCUUAUAAGGAAUUCUGCGUUGUCAAAGAGACCAAAUUCAAAGGCUCAAGUGGAAUAGCAAGAGCAAGCUGGCUGCUAAUGUCCUCGUUAACACUCGUCGCUGGGACGAUUGAGCUCGCUUGACAAUCUCAUCUGCACACCAGACAUAAUCUCGCAAUACUCAAAGUAUCCAAGACUCGCGUCUGGAUAAGUUUACAGCUUGUAAAUAGACGUAAGAAGAAAAAUGACUCUUAUUCGUGCAUAGCUGCAAGAUUUAUCGGCGAGCGGCAUUGCCACAGGUGCACUCUAGAGAUGGGUCGACGUAGAUUGCAUGUAUAUAUUCGACCUGCACGCCGCUCUCCUUUGCAAAAGACUUGAGCCCACGAGUAUGUAUAUUUAUUAU